GCGGCGGGGAGUCCGGGCUCGGGCUGCUGCGGGCGCCGGCCCGGCCGGGGGCGCUGACAAACGCGCGGAGAGCGGGGGAGGCCGGGGAGGUGUCAUCCUGCCAGGCCGGGUGAAAGUGCCUGGAAAGUUUGUUUUCGGCGCGGCGCAGCCUGGAGCCGGGCCUCCCCGGUUGCCUUUCGGGUCUCUGUGUGGAGGAACCGUUCUGGGCCUUCGCCUGGAACCGAGUCCUGGCGCUUCCGCCUGCAGGAGCAGCGGGAGGUGCGCGUUCCUGCCCAGGGCACCUGGCGCUCGCGGCCUUCGUUUCCGAAGUCUCGCUCGGAGCGAUCUAGUGAACUCUGUUGUCGCGCCCGGCGAGGGACGUUUGGGUGCUUUUCCUGCCUAUGACUCGGUUGUGGGAGGCCUGGGAGGCCGGGCUUGAAGGCAUCGCCACGGGCAAAGCGAGCUUGGCAGUAUGACGCUGUUCCUAUUCAGUCCAGUGUGGUGUUAUGUUCCUGCCCGUCCCCAUCAAUGGUGAGGACCCAGACUGAGUCCGGCACGGCCCCUGUCGUUCCCAGUGGUGGCAGCAGGCAGGGCCCCACCAUGGAUGGCACCACAACUGAGUCUCGGCCGAGCGCCAGCUCCCUGCAGCAUGCCACCCAGCCGCCACCACAGCCUCGGAAGAAACGGCCUGAAGACUUCAAAUUUGGGAAAAUUCUGGGUGAAGGCUCUUUUUCGACAGUUGUCCUGGCUCGAGAACUGGCAACCUCCAGAGAAUAUGCUAUUAAAAUUCUGGAGAAACGGCAUAUUAUAAAAGAGAACAAAGUUCCUUAUGUAACCAGAGAGCGAGAUGUGAUGUCACGGCUGGAUCACCCCUUCUUUGUUAAGCUUUACUUCACGUUUCAGGACGAUGAGAAGCUGUAUUUUGGCCUCAGUUAUGCCAAAAACGGAGAACUACUUAAAUACAUUCGAAAAAUCGGUUCAUUUGAUGAGACCUGUACCCGGUUUUACACAGCUGAGAUUGUGUCUGCUUUAGAGUACUUGCACGGCAAGGGCAUCAUUCACAGGGACCUUAAACCAGAAAACAUUUUGUUAAAUGAAGAUAUGCACAUCCAGAUCACAGAUUUUGGAACAGCAAAAGUAUUAUCCCCAGAGAGCAAACAAGCCAGGGCCAAUUCGUUUGUGGGAACAGCACAGUACGUUUCUCCAGAGCUGCUCACAGAGAAAUCUGCCUGUAAAAGUUCAGACCUUUGGGCUCUUGGAUGCAUAAUAUACCAGCUUGUGGCAGGACUUCCCCCGUUCCGUGCCGGAAAUGAAUAUCUUAUAUUUCAGAAGAUCAUUAAAUUGGAAUAUGACUUUCCAGAAAAAUUCUUCCCUAAGGCAAGAGAUCUCGUGGAAAAACUUUUGGUCUUAGAUGCCACAAAGCGGUUAGGCUGUGAAGAGAUGGAAGGAUAUGAACCUCUGAAAGCUCAUCCAUUCUUUGAGUCCAUCACGUGGGAGAAUCUACAUCAGCAGACACCCCCGAAGCUCACUGCUUACUUACCAGCGAUGUCGGAAGAUGACGAGGACUGCUAUGGCAACUACGACAAUCUCCUGAGCCAGUUUGGCUGUAUGCAGGUGUCAUCCUCCUCCUCCUCCCACUCCUUCUCUGCCUCGGACACAGGCCUGCCCCAGAGAUCAGGCAGCAACAUAGAGCAGUACAUCCAUGAUUUGGACACUAAUUCUUUUGAACUGGACUUACAAUUUUCCGAAGAUGAGAAGAGGUUAUUAUUGGAGAAACAGGCUGGUGGAAAUCCUUGGCACCAGUUUGUAGAAAAUAAUUUAAUACUAAAAAUGGGUCCAGUGGAUAAGCGAAAGGGUUUAUUUGCACGACGACGACAGUUAUUACUCACAGAAGGGCCACAUUUAUAUUAUGUGGAUCCUGUCAACAAAGUCCUGAAGGGUGAAAUUCCGUGGUCACAGGAACUCCGACCGGAGGCCAAGAAUUUUAAAACAUUCUUUGUCCACACACCUAACAGGACAUAUUACCUGAUGGAUCCCAGCGGAAAUGCCCACAAGUGGUGCAGGAAGAUCCAGGAGGUUUGGAGGCAGCGAUACCAGAGCCACCUGGACGCUGCUGUGCAGUGACAUGGCCUGCGGCCGGGCUGCCCUUUGCUGCCAGGACACCUGCCCCAGCGCGGCUCGGCCGCCAUCCGGGACGCUUCCAGACCACCUGCCAGCCAUCUCAAGGGAAUGCAGAAGGCGGAAACCUUGCAGCUUUUUUAUUUAAAAGAAAA
Molecule: messenger RNA, 2252 nt
Organism: Carlito syrichta (Philippine tarsier)
Lineage: Eukaryota; Metazoa; Chordata; Mammalia; Primates; Tarsiidae
Gene: PDPK1
Product: 3-phosphoinositide dependent protein kinase 1
Exons: 14
Coding region: 508-2103 (531 amino acids)
Biological process (GO): intracellular signal transduction; peptidyl-serine phosphorylation
Molecular function (GO): protein serine/threonine kinase activity; ATP binding
Source: RefSeq, a predicted model, not a curated record